Zonotrichia albicollis (white-throated sparrow) is the source of this 810-nucleotide messenger RNA. NCBI's taxonomy places the organism in Eukaryota, Metazoa, Chordata, Aves, Passeriformes, Passerellidae. The record is from RefSeq and is a predicted model, not a curated record.
AUGGAGGAAGAUGUGUAUGUCACCAGCAUUUCACAGGUUGCCCUAAGAAGACAGCAAGCUCAGGAAGAGGAGCUGGGAAUCAGCCACCCGGUGCCCCUGCCCAGUGUCCCUGAGACGUUUGUUAAGAAGAACAGUGGUGGCAAUUCUUGCCUCUCGCUGGAAAGCAGCAGCCCAAUGCACUCGACAAGUACAGCCAUGACAGCAGCUAGUACACCACCAGAGGGACGGAUGCUCAUUCAGGACAUCCCUUCCAUCCCCAGCAGAGGGCACUUGGAGAGCACAUCUGAGUUGGUUGUGGACUCCGCCUACUACAGCAGUUUUUACCAGCCAUCUCUGUAUCCUUGUUAUAACAACCUGUACAACUACUCCCAGUACCAGAUGGCAGUGGCCAGUGAGCCUUCCUCCAGUGAGACAGGGGGCACAAUUGUAGGGUCGGCCAUGAAGAACAGCCUUCGAAGUCUCCCAGCAACAUACAUGCCGAGCCAGUCAGGAAAACAGUGGCAGGUGAAGGGCAUGGAGAGACACCACACCGUCAGCUCCCAGUACCGCAUGUGUUCCUACUACCCACCUGCUUCCUACCUGGGACAGGGGGUUGGCGCUCCCAUGUGCCUCCCCCAAAUCCUGACCUCUGAGGACAUCCCCUCCUCCUCAGAGUCAAAAGCCAGAGUGUUUUCGCCGCCCAACAGCCAGGACUCCGGCCUGGGGUGCCUGUCGAGCAGCAGCGAGAGCACCAAGGGGGACCUGGAGUGCGAGCCCCCCGCGCAGCCCGGCAACUUCGCGAUGAGCCCGGUGCAGGAGGGCGGCGAGUAG